ACCAGUCCCUCUGACUAUUCGCGCAGCAUCGUUCGGUGGACACGUGACUGUAAGGCCUAGAUCACGCGUGUGCGCGAACGUCACUUCCUUCACAGUGUCUUCCGCGAUUUUCAAUUUUUUCCAGUGAUUCAAACAUUUCUCCUAACAAUAAAAUAAAAAAUUGAAAUUUUCGCAGCCGUCAAAUUAAACGUCUGACGGACCGAAUGUUUUCAUCAAUCCACUCAAAUCCGCACGAGGAUAAGAAUCAUCAGGGUUUUUCUGAACUAGUGCCGUCCUGACCCGAAAGAAUUUCCUCAAUUUCAUGUGUUUUUGUUAAAGACAAGUUUGGAUUAAUUUGAAAAUAAAAUCGAAUUUUCUUCAAUUUUUGUUUUUUAUUUUUGGUUUUUUAGUGACUUUUAAAUGUGAAAUCAGGGUGCAAUCAUUCUUGACAUUGAUUCUUCAAAAGGUUUAAAGAAUCCAGAGAGACCGCGAGUAAACUUGUGAAUUGAGGUGACUACUUUUUCAUCAGGGCUAAUUAGCGUCAUUCAAUAAAAGUAAAAAUGGCAUCGGCAGCUGCUGAAUUGGUGGCUGAAAGGGAAGCAGUGUCACGACAUGAAAUAAUCAAGGACACAAACAGGUCAUUCGUAGGGGCAGAAGGCCUCGUUCGAAUGGCUUUAGAGCAAUAUACUGAAAUCUUAACGACUGCUUCCGAUCCAAGAGUGAGCGACUGGCCUCUAAUGGAUUCCCCCUUCCCAACUUUUGCAAUUGUGCUUUUGUACCUGUACUGUGUGACAAUUCUUGGUCCACGCAUUAUGGUCAACAGAAAACCCUUUCGCCUCAGGAACGUCCUCGUUGCUUACAAUGCUUUUCAAGUAGUUUUUUCUUUGGGGAUGAUGUAUGAGCACUUAAUGUCAGGAUGGUUGCUAGAAUACAGCUACAAAUGUCAACCAGUUGAUUACUCUCAUAAUCCUUCAGCCCUCAGGAUGGCCAAUCUUUGUUGGUGGUAUUUCAUAAGCAAAUUUACAGAAUUCGCUGAUACGAUAUUUUUCAUCCUGCGAAAAAAAGACAGCCAAGUGACGUUUUUACAUCUUUAUCAUCAUUCCCUGACUCCCCUCGAAACUUGGAUAUGCGUUAAGUUUAUUCCAGGAGGACACGGUACUCUCGGAAACUUGAUAAACAAUGCUGUCCAUGUGGUGAUGUACUUGUACUACAUGUUAUCAGCGAUGGGACCUGAGUACCAGAAAUAUCUCUGGUGGAAAAAGCAUUUAACAACAGUCCAACUGGUCCAGUUCUUUUUGGUGUUCAUUCACAGUGCCCAGGCUUUAGUAUUUGAUUGUGGAUAUCCGAAACUCGUAGCUGCUCUUCUCUUGCUCCACUCAACGAUUUUCUUCGCCUUGUUUUCCGACUUCUACAGACAAGCCUAUCGCAAAGAAAAAUCACCGUCUGUCACUAAAGAAUAUAAAUCAAAGUAAACAUGUGUCGGAAAGAAUCCUGAUUUUUAAAUGGACGAGAUACCCUUUCGCUUUAAUCUAGUCCUACUCGUGCCCGAUUCUCGAUCGCAAAAUAGCCAUGGGCGGAUCGUCCGAACAGAUGAUGAGUACAUAGAUCGGGGAAGGAAUCGCGAGACGGCGUUUUUUUCACGCCAACGUUUCUUGGAUGGAAUCGAGCUUUGAUAAUCUAAAAUAUUAAUUUUUAAAAAAUUAACAUGUAUAAUAUUUGUUUUAAAUUAAAAUUAAACUAUAUCGAUCUAUUAAGGUCACUUUGAGUAAAUGUAAACAUUAAAUUCUUAUACAUAUCAUCAAAAUUUUAAUAAUACAAUACUGCCCUACAAGAGGUUAUAAGUAUUUUCUCGUCUUUUUUUGUUUGUCAAUUGGCAGCAAUAUAUUCCAUGUUAACUCUUAAUGUUUACUUGAAACUCAUAAAGAAAAUAUAAACUUUUUUAUUUUUUGAUAAAUUAAGUUAUUGCUGAAAAUAAAAUUUUUUCUUUACAUUUACCUCGUCUGACCCUAUAUUAUUUUCUUAUUUAUGUCUUUAACUUUCUUGACAUUAUUUAUCUAAGUUAUAAUUAAUUAAAAUUUUAUUUAUCAUAUUUCUAAAUUUAUGUUUGUUUUUUUGUAAAUCUUUAUUUUUGUUUUUAUCUAAAUGUUUAUUUAUGAUAAUCUCUAAAUUUUAUUUCUUAUUAACAUUAUGUAAGCUUCGCUUGCUCUACAAUUUUACUGAAUAGAAAUCAUUGAAUACAAUUAUCCACUAAAUUAAUAAUUUCCAUAUUUAAUAAUACGAAUAAUUAAACUUAUUAUAAUUGAUUAUAAUUGGACUAAAUUGUGUCAUUCAAUUUCGUGUAAAUGAAAAAGAAAACUUUUUAUUUAAAAUGCCAUGCGGAAGUAAAAGAAUCAGGAAUAAAAGUUUCAAAUAUGAAAAUAAAAAGAAUUAAUAUCGAAGGUCGAUUCAUCCGCGUAAUUAGCUGCCUUUGCGAAAAAUCAAGAUAGUAAAAUCAGACACUUGAAAAUGGGAAACUUUUUAUGGACAUAAUGUCCUCUUUUUAUUUUCCCAAAAAUAAUUUUUCAUCAGAAAACUCCAUUGAAUUUCAGCUCGAUGAAAGAGAAAAAUUCAAGUUAGAGUGCAUGACCGAGUUUAAGAAACGCAUAGAGAUCUGAUGUUUAAAGUUCUAAUUUUAGAAGUGAUAAAUUAUUAUUAAUAUUACUAUUAUUAUCAUUAUUAUUAUUAUUAUUUAUCGUAAAUUAAUCAAGUUUCUUAGAUGAGAUUUUUUGUUAGAGAAAAUCCCAAACAUAAGUCAUUUUUAGGAAUUGCGGUUUGUAAAACUAGGUAGGCUUUAAAAUAAAUAAAUAUAUAUAAAUAAGCAUAUACUCAAAAUCUACAUUAGUUAAAAGUAACCAGAAAUUAAUUAAAUUCAUUUAUAAGUUAUACCAAAUUAUCUAAAAUUUCAGUACAUUUUUAUUAAUAACUUCAACUAGUUUAAUUCAACUAUUUUUUUAGUUACUUUUUGACUAAAAACUAGUUAUUUUUAACUAAUUCAGACUUAGAGUUUAUAUACAUAAAAAGAGUAUAUAUAUUAUAUAUAACUAUUUAUAUGGGUGAUUUUCCACAAACUGAUUUUUAUGUCCCUAACGUAUAAUAAAAAAAUAAAAUAAAAUAAAAAAGAAAAUAAAAAAAAAAAAUUAGAAAACAAUCCACAAAUUUCACUACCAUGGCAAGUCCAUAAGUUCAAACUUUUAUAUGCGAUGUUUCUCUAAACAUUGUAUUUUUAUUACCGUGGAUUUUAGGUUACUAUCAUGGCAACACUAUUUUACUAUUUCUAGAAUAUUUUCAAGAACUUUAAGUUUGGUGUAAAAUCAUUUUUACUGCUUAUUCAACUAAGAAAUAGAAGUGAAAUAAUAUUAAUACCCAUUGAUUAUUCAAAAAUUAAAAAAAAUUUAAAGCCUGAAAAAUCCAGUUUGUGGAAAAUGACCCGCGUAUAUAAAAAUUAUACUAUUAUACAUUAUGCAUUUCUAAAUUCUUGACAGUCGCAUCAGUCACCUAAAUUAAACAUUAACAAAUUUUCUAAGAGAACGAUUCUCCCACUUAUUCCUUUUUAAUCAAAAUUGAAAUAAAUUUUAAUCAAGCGCAGAUAUAUUAUCUUUGAAUUGAUAGUUUAAAAAAUUUACUGUUUUUAACUAAUUGUAAGUUUAAUAUUAAUUUAUUUUGAUAAUUAAAAAUUAUUAGAAAUUA
This is a messenger RNA of Leptopilina boulardi, 3705 nucleotides long. Its product is annotated as elongation of very long chain fatty acids protein AAEL008004-like. Bases 540 to 1451 code for a protein of 303 amino acids. The transcript is spliced from 5 exons. Gene Ontology annotation, molecular function: fatty acid elongase activity. The record is from RefSeq and is a predicted model, not a curated record. Gene Ontology annotation, cellular component: endoplasmic reticulum membrane. Gene Ontology annotation, biological process: fatty acid elongation, saturated fatty acid; sphingolipid biosynthetic process; fatty acid elongation, polyunsaturated fatty acid. Lineage: Eukaryota; Metazoa; Arthropoda; Insecta; Hymenoptera; Figitidae.